Molecule: messenger RNA, 720 nt
Organism: Paracoccidioides brasiliensis Pb18
Exons: 5
Coding region: 1-720 (239 amino acids)
Molecular function (GO): DNA binding; zinc ion binding
Source: RefSeq, a predicted model, not a curated record
AUGCCAACAUAUCGGAUCGAGGAAGCCAGCACGGGAAGGGCCGGCUGCAAGAACAAGGAAUGCCAGGACAAAAAGGAGAAAAUCCUCAAAGGAGAGCUACGUCUUGGCACAUGGGUUGACACCGAUAAUUUCCAGAGCUGGAGCUGGAAGCACUGGGGCUGUGUUACUCCGAAGCAGAUAGCCAACAUGCAGGAAGUCGUGGGUGAUGAAAAAGAUUAUACUCUCCUUGAUGGCUAUGAUGAGAUCUCCACAGAGAAUCAAGAGAAAGUCCGUGAUGCUGUCGAGGAAGGGCAUGUUGCUGAUUCGGACUGGAGAGGGGACGUAGAAGUAAACCGCCCAGGUAAAACAGGAUUUAGAGUUCGAAUGCUCAAGAACAAAACAGGUGCCAACGAUGAAUCUCCUCGGAAGGACAAACGCUCCAGAAGCAAGAGAGCAGCUGAGGAGUCGGGCGAAGAAGCUGAGCCCGUCUCAAAGAAAUCAAAGACAAUAAAGCCUUCCAAACGCCAGGGUUCUGGAAACGGUGCUGGCGCAGAUGAUGCCGAAAAUGGACCACCCACCAGUCCGAAGGAAAAGGCUGCCGAAGAACGGAAGAAGAAAGCCAAGUCGUCUAAGCCUGCAGAAGUGAAAAAAUCUGCGAACCGUAAGUCUGUGCCAGCGAAGGAUGACAAGGUAGAUGCACCGACAAAUCACAAGAAACCUUCCAAACGGAAGGGCGACUGA